Coccidioides immitis RS is the source of this 916-nucleotide messenger RNA. Its product is annotated as nuclear transport factor 2. NCBI's taxonomy places the organism in Eukaryota, Fungi, Ascomycota, Eurotiomycetes, Onygenales, Onygenaceae. The record is from RefSeq and is a predicted model, not a curated record. The transcript has 6 exons. The coding region runs from base 87 to 458 and encodes 123 amino acids. Gene Ontology annotation, biological process: protein import into nucleus. Gene Ontology annotation, cellular component: nuclear pore central transport channel.
AGUUCACAAAGCUACAUCAACACCCAAAACAAGCUGAUCGGCAAAGUGUGAUUACCAGGGUGAUUCGUGCAUCAUAUCAAGGCAAAAUGGCAGACUUCCAAGGCGUUGCUCAGCAAUUUGUUGAAUUUUACUACAAAACCUUCGAUGAAAAUCGGGCGAAUCUUACCGCAUUAUACCGCCAUGAGUCUAUGUUGACUUUUGAAACCUCCUCAGUCCAGGGUGCUACUGGUAUCGCCGAGAAGUUGGAAGGCCUCCCAUUCCAGAAGGUAGCCCAUCGAGUUUCAACUUUGGAUGCCCAGCCUACCCGUGACGGCGGAAUUCUGGUCAUGGUCACCGGUGCUCUUUUGGUUGAUGAAGAGCAAAAACCUUUGAGCUACUCCCAGACUUUCCAACUUCUGCCAGACGGAGCUGGAAGCUACUUCGUGCUUAAUGACAUUUUCCGCCUCGUCUACUCAUAAUAGCAUGAUUGGAAUUUUAUGCGACACGGCGAAGACUGUAUAGAGAAGCGACCGGAAUGGGAUUUAUCAGUAACCCCCAUUGACCGGCGGUCACUUUGGAAUGGUGUGAUGGCAAGCUUGGCCAAUAUCGAAUCAGUUCCCGUGACAAACAGAUCCUUCAAUUUCCACUUUGAUUAAAUAUGUGCAAAUACACCCCCUGUGUGUCAUUUACAUUUCCUUUCCAAGCACUGGUGGUCUGUCGCGCUUCAAGGCCGGAAUGAUCGUACAUUCCUGGAGCAAAAUAGGGACUCCAGCAGCCUAUCCGACUGGGAUCAAUAUUUCACUGAGCACGCUUUUCGACGAACUAUAGUUUCUACCAAAGCCCCUCGCACUAGCAUUUACCUUCAAGCCCUGGCCCUAGCCCCUUAGCGACUACUGUAGUUAACACUCACAGCCUUAUACAUUCGUCUUUUCUUAUA